AAAAAAAAAAAAAAAAAAAAGGAAAAAAAUGUCGAUGAUUCCAAGCUUUUUCAACAACAACAACAACAACAGACGAAGCAGCAACUUCUUCGAUCCAUUCUCACUCGACGCAUGGGAUCCGUUCAGAGACCUAACAUCAUCAUCUCCACUUUCUCGAGACACCUCAGCGAUUGUUAACGCACGUGUUGACUGGAGAGAGACACCUGAAGCUCACGUGUUCAAAGCCGACUUACCUGGACUAAAGAAGGAAGAAGUGAAGGUCGAGAUCGAGGAAGACAACACUGUUUUGAAGAUCAGCGGAGAGAGACACGUGGAGAAAGAAGACAAAAACGACACGUGGCACCGUGUGGAGAGGUCGAGCGGACAGUUUUCGAGGAGGUUUAGGUUGCCUGAGAAUGUCAAGAUGGAUCAGGUUAAGGCUGCGAUGGAGAAUGGUGUUUUGACUGUUACUGUGCCUAAGGCUGAGACCAAGAAGGCUGAUGUCAGGUCUAUUCAGAUCACUGGCUGAGCUGAGCUCUGAUUUCGAGUUUUCUCAUCUGUGUUUGUUCUCUGUUUUUACUUUGAGUGUGUGUGUGUGUCUAUCUAAUUAGUAAUUAUGAUGAUGUAUCUUCUUAAUUAAGUAAUGAAUAAUUUAGAUUAGAACAUG
This is a messenger RNA of Camelina sativa (false flax), 646 nucleotides long. Its product is annotated as 17.6 kDa class I heat shock protein 2. NCBI's taxonomy places the organism in Eukaryota, Viridiplantae, Streptophyta, Magnoliopsida, Brassicales, Brassicaceae. The record is from RefSeq and is a predicted model, not a curated record.